Tarenaya hassleriana is the source of this 1184-nucleotide messenger RNA. RefSeq lists its product as uncharacterized. The record is from RefSeq and is a predicted model, not a curated record. Bases 102 to 1010 code for a protein of 302 amino acids. NCBI's taxonomy places the organism in Eukaryota, Viridiplantae, Streptophyta, Magnoliopsida, Brassicales, Cleomaceae. The transcript is spliced from 2 exons.
UAUCUUUUGUUCAUGGUAUCAGAGCGUAUGAUUCAUACCUCGAUUAUUUUUCCGCUGUAACUCUUGUUCUUGUCUCUCUUUUCGGUAUCUCUCUUGAAUAAAUGGAGGGAUCAUACCAGAGAAUUAUUCCUGUUAUCUUCAAAGGAGAUAACUAUGUUAGUUGGUCUAGAACGGCCAAGAUGGCUCUUGGGAGCCGCAACCUAUGGAGCCACGUCUCCACAGAGAAACCUGCAGAUGGAUUGGCAUCAGAUGAAUCCAACAAAUGGCUGCAAGAAGAUAUGCAAGUGGUAUCCAUUCUUCAAAGUUCUUUUGAUUCGUCAAUUGUUAACAGUUUCAGCCACAUUGAAUCUGCUAAGGAGUUAUGGGAUACUUUAAAAAAGGCAUAUGGAAACAUCUCUAACAUCAGUAGAGUUUAUGAGAUUCAGAGGAAGCUCGAAGCCCUCAAGCAAGAUGGAAGGCCAUUCAAUGAAUUGUUUGGAGAAUUUAGUUCUCUUUGGGCAGAACUAAACGACAUUAGGCCUCCAGAAACUUCAACUACUGCUCGUGAAAGGCAUAAGCAAGACAUGGUGUUCUCUCUUUUCUCAUGUCUUGAUGGUGGAUACGCUGAUCUGAUUCAAUCUGUACUUCGAGAGUCCACUAUUCCAUCUCUUGAUGAUGUCUCAGCUAGGAUUCGAAAGGAAGAAAGCACAAAACAAUUCUUCCAAGGGAAUGGAGAAGUGGCUCACUAUCGUAAGGUGAAUGAGCAAAGCAACAAAAUAAUUGAGUGUGGUCACUGCAAACGCAAGGGGCACUCCAAAGAGAAGUGCUGGGUGUUGCAUCCACACCUCAAACCCUCCCGUUUCAAGACUGAAAAAGACAGCACUCCAAAGAAAGCACAAGACAAUCGACAAUGGAAUAAUGGAAAUGCUAUGAAGGCUAAUGAAGAACUGCAGUUCACAAAGGCUGAGGUUGAGGCUUUAAUUGCUGAACAAAUUCAAAAACUUAUGGUUGCCAAAGAAUCCGGAUAUUAAGUCUGGAGAUGUACUGGGAGAAGGGAAGGCUGCCAAUGGUCUCUACUAUCUUGAAAAUGCUAAUCAAGCUUUAGAAGUUGCUUUCAAUUCAAUUUGGCAUGAUAGACUUGGACAUCCUCAUCACAAUGCUUUGAAAUUACUUUUUCCAAACAUUAAAUCAACAAAAGGACAUUG